Molecule: messenger RNA, 2832 nt
Organism: Chelmon rostratus (copperband butterflyfish)
Lineage: Eukaryota; Metazoa; Chordata; Actinopteri; Chaetodontiformes; Chaetodontidae
Gene: tmem65
Product: transmembrane protein 65
Exons: 7
Coding region: 322-1029 (235 amino acids)
Biological process (GO): regulation of cardiac conduction; cardiac ventricle development
Cellular component (GO): mitochondrion
Source: RefSeq, a predicted model, not a curated record
GUGCCAAACUCCUGAGAGCCGCGUCUUAAAAGAUCAUGAGACGGUUUGGACGGCGGACACCUCGAAAAGAAGAUAUGUACGGCUGCUUUAAAGUUCACCCGAGUUUCCGAGAAACGACCGACACAACUCGUCGGUUUAUUUUCAACUAAGGUCGAAUUUAGCUAACGUGGGAGGACCGCACAAGAAACAACUUGUGCCCGAGCCGAGCCGUACCUGAAGCGGGGAGACGACGACGGAGGUCGGCGCCAAAAGAAGCGUUCAACACAGCAGGUUUUACAUUUUACAGACCCCGAGUAGUCGCCAUUUAGAGUAGUCGCUGCAAUGCUGAAACUGUGCGUACAGAGAGCUCUCCCACCGGCGGUACAGAAGUUGCCGCCGGGGCUGAGGCGGGCACCGGUGGCGGUGAUAGCGCCGAGGCUGCCGGGAACACCGAGCCGCUGUUUGGGAACACACGGGAGGAACGAGCCGAGGGAGCCGCUCAACUCCCCCAAGAGAGCCAAAGAGUUUAUCUACCGCCUCCAGCCGAAGGAGAGGACGUGUUUACUGAAGGAGCUGCAGAGUUUCGAGUCCAUAGCCAUCGCUCAAGAGACCCUGGAGCCCUCGCCGCCGACUGCAGCCCAGAUCAGAUAUGUUUUGUUCCACAACGCCCUCCCCUUUGUUGGAUUUGGUUUUCUUGAUAAUGCCAUCAUGAUUGCAGCAGGAACACAGAUUGAACUCUCUAUCGGAGUCACUCUGGGGAUCUCCACCAUGGCUGCGGCGGCUCUGGGGAACCUGGUUUCGGAUUUGGCAGGUCUCGGUCUUGCAGGUUACGUUGAGUCUCUGGCUUCCAAACUGGGGAUGCAGGUUCCAGAUCUGACACCCAAACAGGUGGACAUGUGGCAAACCAGGCUCAGCUCUCACAUGGGUAAAGGCAUCGGAGUGUCCAUCGGCUGCAUUCUGGGGAUGUUCCCGCUGCUUUUUCUGGGCGACGAUGAGGAGGACGACAAAGAAGCAGAACCCCGCGGCGACGCGCCGUCGCACUCUUCCUAACGAGCUGCACAACACCGUCACACCUACAGACUCAAUACUGCUGAUGUCCACUCUGCUCAGGCAGCGUUCACACUCCCUCGGCCUCGCGACGCUCUCAACAUACUUGUGUAAAUUCACUGGCUGAUUAUUGAGCUGCAUCACUUCUUUUUCUUUUCACGCCGUCUGCUCCAUCAACAUAUGACGUCUGCUAAUUCAAUAUGGCGGUUUAAUUGGAGGAGUCAUCACAUCUGAUUCUAUCAUCGUUCUGUGUUUCAGCUUCAUCUCUUCACAUUUUGUAGGUGUAACAGCAGCAUGAGCACAGGACGGUUAGAAAGUUGGCAAACUGACUCAGCAGUGUCGGCUCUAUCUGUUCAUGUAGGUUAUUUAUAAGGAACAGUGCAGCUGCCUGCACACUGAGGCGCUUCAGUGUUACACUGAUGGUUUCUGCACAACUAGAAACUGACAGAUGCAAUCAGACAAGUUUAUAACACUAUGAAUUAAUUCAUCUUUAAAGCUACAAAUGUUCAGAAGCUCCUGUGUACCUGAAGUUCGCCACCAUUGGUCCUAUCAGACCAAGUCAGUGAGGCUGUAGUGAGAGAAAUAAACUGAGCAACAGUGUGAUUUAUAGCUUCUGAAAAAGCUAAAAAAAGUUGAAAUGAUUUCUCUUCAAAGCUUUUCUCGGAUCAGCUGGUUUUGGGCUUGUUCGGUGCUCCUCUGCACCGAAGGCGUCCAGACACUCGGAUCAUGUGAUCAGAGCUGCACGGCAGGUGGAUGAAAUGUUUCACAACCAUCUAGUUUUUUUAUCAGAGGGAUCGAUGGUGUUUGAUCUGUUCUUCUCUUAAUGAGGCCGGUUGUUUGUCAGUGGAGUCCAGUCUUUUAUUUCCGUCUCAGUUUUGCCUCGCUGUUGUGAACGCUGUCGGAGUAGCUCGCAGGAUGGGAGGAGCUCACCUGUCUCACCACCUGUGGACAGCAUCUGGGGUUUGGAUUCCUCCUCUUUGUAAAAGUCAUCUUCAGCUGCUGAUCACAGCAGGUGUUAAACAGCCUCUCCUUUCCCUCGGAGGGCUGGUGUGAGGUGGUGAGCUGGUUUGCCAGGCAGCAGUGCAGGAACCUGCAGGUGAGACUGGUGGUUGUUUCCCAUCCUGACAGCAGAAACACAAACAUACAGACGCACUUAUCUCACACGUGUAGCAGCUUUUCCUCUUCAGCUGACAGUUUAUACGUUUGAAGGCUUCAUCUCUGAAACACAAACGAUUCUCAUAACAUCAGCUGAGCAAACACUCAGUCCCUGCACUGAGAGUCAUGUGCAUCGAACAGUGUAAAUAAAAUAAAGGAACAGUGUCCACUGCUACCUCGAUGGGAAUAUUUUAGCUGUUUUGCAUGAAGAACUGAUGUAGCUCCACGAUCAGACUUUUUAUUUCCGUAUUUGACAGUUUUUAAUACGCUGGAAGUCUUCGGAUGUUUGGACGGGUUGAUGAACGAAGCAGAAACUGAAGUUGCUAUUUUCAGUUUUUUCUCCGCCGCCGUUUUCUUUUCUGUCUCUUUCACUCCUUUCUCUCUCGCAGACACUUUUCUCGGGUCCAGCCGUCUGUGUAAUUACUUUUUUAGCUCGUGUUUCGUCAGACUUGAAGGUCCAGAUGGUUCGGAUUUGCCACAUAAGAACGUGGAGUCCAAAACAUUUUAACCAAGGAGGUUUUCACCGAUCUCUGUGACUUAAACUUCUCUCUCUCCCUGUAUCUCUCUCUCUCUCUGUCUCUCUCUCUCUCUCUAUGUCUCUCUCUAUAUAUAUAUAUCUCUCUCCCUCUGUCUCUCUCUCUCUCUCUCUCU